AUGCAUAGUACAACAGACGCAGAUGAAGGAACUCUGGAUCUCCCUCGCACCUCCGAAGUGUCUUCAUCAAAAUUUCCCCAAGGAGCAUCAGAAAUGGAUACCUGCCCUAAUUGCGAGUUUGGCGCUGUAAUCCCUUACACACCUUCUGUCAAUGCUAUUGAGCUCUUGCAAUUGGGAGCCUCAUCGCACGACGCCUGUCAUGCCUCUCUGUCGGACGACAUCGCCAAUCUUGAAGAGGAGCUACAAACAAUUGAAUCUCUCUUCAUACAAAUCAGAGAUCGACGAGACAGGAUUCGCAAGGACCUUGGCUACUGCAAGGCCCUCCUGGCGCCGAUCCGUCGUUUGCCUCGAGAGUUGUUACUUGAAAUAUUCGACUUUGCAUCUUCCGAUGUUCCUGAACCUCGUCAUGCUCCGUGGAUCCUCGGUCAAUAUCCUCCUGGGUUCCUCGAACAAUAUGCCUCUCUCUCCAGAGACUUACCCAUGCAUGUCUCCAUAAAAUACAUGGACAGUGAAACAAUGUACGCUCUCAGUGGCGUAGUCCUCCAUCCGGAACGUUGGUCAACUUUAGAGCUGCACACAAAUGCAGAAGAGUUGUCUGAGCUACUAUGGCUAGCCUCCAAGUCGUCUCCAGCUAUUCAAUUGACGAACCUUCGUAUCAACCUCAGUUAUACCAUUCAACCCCCGGUUUAUGCCACAGUGUCACACAAGCUCUUCUCUUCAUCGCCUAUCCAAGAUGCCACUUUUCAAGAUAUUUUAUAUCAGUGUAUGCCAAUAAACUUGACUGAGCUACACAAGUUCCAUGUAUAUUCAUACGAUCCUGCUGAACUCCACAACAUGCUACAACAUGCACAAUGUCUAACUGAAUUCACCAUAACACCAGCUCCGUGUCCUCAUGAUUUUGCUGGACCAAUUUCAUAUCCUCAUAUAACUCACACCUCUCUCCAAUGGCUUGCAUUUGUCAUUUCUGGGCCAGAUACAUAUCAUUUCGACAAAGUCUCAGUCACUUUCGACUAUGUCACUCUCCCUGCCCUCCAGGAGUUCAAUAUUCUACGGCCAGAACACUGGAUGUUUUUCCCAAUCACUUUCAAGGCUGUUGAGUACUCCCGUCUGAUUAAUCUCUUUCAGCGAUCAGAGUGCAAUUUGACUAUUAUCACCUUGUCCAUACCUGUCUCUGUUGAACUGUUCCUUGAUCCCAUCCUCAUGCAAUCUCCAGCUCUCCAAAAGCUGGACCUGAUCAUUGAUACAGCAACAGCAAGGGAUACCUUUAAAGCUUUGGAAUUUGAGAGAGGAAAAGCCCGGCAUCUAAGGGAGCUAUGCAUUAGAGAGGUUGAAAUAGAGAUGGGAAAUAUUAGUCUUAUGAAAGAGGCAGUUGGAUUUCAUGCAAUGGUCCUUUCCAGAUUGAACAGCAAUAGUCACCUGGCAAAACUAAGACUAUUAUUGCCGGAAUUCCAUUGGGACAUGCAUCAAGCCAGCUCAGUCCCUAAAAAUUCAUCAUUCCACAACUUCUUUAGGAUCAAGAAUCAAGGAAUAUACACUGAGUUCUUGUUGGAUCGAGAGGAUUGUCUUGUUGAUAGAGACACCCAUGUUCACAUCUUUGGUUCAUCCUAA
Molecule: messenger RNA, 1608 nt
Organism: Guyanagaster necrorhizus
Lineage: Eukaryota; Fungi; Basidiomycota; Agaricomycetes; Agaricales; Physalacriaceae
Exons: 4
Coding region: 1-1608 (535 amino acids)
Source: RefSeq, a predicted model, not a curated record